Molecule: messenger RNA, 753 nt
Organism: Drepanopeziza brunnea f. sp. 'multigermtubi' MB_m1
Lineage: Eukaryota; Fungi; Ascomycota; Leotiomycetes; Helotiales; Drepanopezizaceae
Product: mitochondrial 54S ribosomal protein uL6m
Biological process (GO): translation
Cellular component (GO): ribosome; mitochondrial large ribosomal subunit
Molecular function (GO): rRNA binding; structural constituent of ribosome
Source: RefSeq, a predicted model, not a curated record
AUGCUGUCCACCGCACGCUCCAAAGGGCUAGAGAGGGCAAUUACCUGUGCGCCCUCCGUAUCGAUCCCAGCUUUCCUGCUUCCCGCUUUCCCAGCCGUCUCCGCGCGAUCGUUUUCUGCAUCCUCAAACUGCCCCUCACAAAUUGGGCGUGCGCCGCUGUCCAUCCCGCCCGAAGUCAACUUCACGAUCCUCCCUCCCCGAGAACGAAAGAAUGGCAGGUCGCCAGUUGCCGCGAGGCCCACCGUGCAGAUCGAAGGUCCUCUGGGCAAGAUGUCCAUGACUAUACCUCCUUUCGUCAAUCUGGAGCAUGACACUGCGGCGCGGAAGGCAUUCGUCACAGUCGAAGACAGAGAGGUCAAGAAGCAGCGCGAGAUGUGGGGAACCACUCGCGCAUACCUCCAAAACCACAUCCUAGGCGUCUCGGAGGGCCACACGGCAAUCCUCCGCCUGGUGGGCGUCGGAUACAGAGCGACGGUCGAGGACACGGCUACGACCGCCGAGCCAGAGUUCCCAGGCCAGCAGUUUGUCGCGCUGAAGGUCGGGUACUCACAUCCGAUUGAGCUGCCGGUACCGCAGGGCGUGAAAGCCAGCACGCCGCAGCCGACGCGUAUCCUGCUGGAGGGCUGCGAGAAGGAGGUUGUGUUGCAGUUUGCGGCCAAGAUUCGCAUGUGGAGGAAGCCAGAGCCAUACAAGGGAAAGGGCAUCUUUGUCAACGGGGAGACUAUCAAGCUAAAGGCGAAAAAGAUAAAGUAG